AUGGCUGUUGACGAGGAGGGCGGCGUGUCUCUGAAGAGAGGCGACCGGCCCAUGGAUCUCGACAACGACAAGGACACUGCCAUGGGCGAGUUCGAAGACGAGUUCGAGGACGAAUUCGACGAUGAUGAGAUUAUCGAGGCCGGUGUUGACGGCCGCCCAGAUGCGGAGAGAGAAGCAGAGGAGAAAGAAGCUGCCAUGGACGUGGACAACAACCCAGGCACAUUUAUCGUAGGGCGGACGAAGCUCGAGCCCGGCCAGGUGCUGGCGCCGGAUCCGAGUGCGUACGACAUGCUGCACAGCCUGAACACGCCGUGGCCAUGUCUGUCGUUUGACAUUAUCCGCGACCAGCUGGGCGCCGAUCGCAAGGUGUACCCGGCCACGAUGUACACGGUAGCCGGGACGCAGGCGCAGCAGGCCAAGAGCAGCGAGAACCAGCUGAUGGUGCUCAAGUUCAGCGGACUGGGACGGAUGCAGAAGGACGACGGGGGCGAAUCGGACUCGGACUCGGACGACGACGCAGACGGCGAGGACAGCGAGCCGAUCCUAGAAUCGAAGAGCAUCCCGCUGAGCUCGACGACGAACCGGGUGCGAGCUUUCCAGGUAGCAUCAGAGGAUCCGUCACGGGCGCCGACGACGCUGACGGCGACGCUGACAGAGUCGUCCAACGUGUUCAUCCACGACAUCACGCCGCACCUGGCUGCCUUCGACACGCCCGGCACGCUGAUCACGGCCCAGCAGAACAAGCCGGUCUCGACGAUACGCGCACACAAGGCCGAGGGCUACGCCGUCGACUGGUCGCCGCUGCACCCGGCCGGCCGGCUGCUGACGGGCGACAACGACGGCGUCAUCUACAUGACCACGCGCACGUCCGGCGGUGGCUUCGUCACUGACACGCGCCCCUUCCUUGGCCACACUAGCAGCGUCGAGGAGCUGCAGUGGAGUCCGUCUGAGGCAUCCGUGUUUGCGUCCGCCUCGAGCGACGGCACCGUCCGUGUCUGGGACGUGCGCAGCAAGAGCCGCAAGGCCGCCCUCUCCGUCCAGGUCAGCACCACCGACGUCAACGUCAUGAGCUGGUCGCGCCAGACGACCCACCUGCUGGCCACGGGCGCCGACGACGGCGUCUGGGGCGUCUGGGACCUGCGCCAGUGGAAGCCCAGCGCCGGAGGCGCUGUAGCCGCCGUGGCUGACCGGCCCAGUCCCAUUGCCAGCUUUGGCUACCACAAGGAGCAGAUCACGAGCAUCGAGUGGCACCCCACCGACGAUAGCAUCGUUGCUGUGGCUGCUGGCGACAACACGGCCACGCUCUGGGACCUGGCUGUCGAGCUCGAUGACGAGGAGAGCCGAGAUACUGCCGGCGUGCAGGACGUGCCGCCCCAGCUGCUCUUUGUCCACUACCACUCCAACGUCAAGGAACUUCACUGGCACCCCCAGAUUCCCGGCACGUUGGUGGCCACCGGCGACGAGUUCAGCAUCUUCAAGACCAUCAGCGUCUAG
Molecule: messenger RNA, 1494 nt
Organism: Grosmannia clavigera kw1407
Lineage: Eukaryota; Fungi; Ascomycota; Sordariomycetes; Ophiostomatales; Ophiostomataceae
Product: ribosome biogenesis protein
Exons: 2
Coding region: 1-1494 (497 amino acids)
Molecular function (GO): protein binding
Source: RefSeq, a predicted model, not a curated record